AUAUGACACUUGACAUACGAAUUUCCAUAUUAUAUAUUAUAAUUAUUUGUCUCUGUCUGAUUAUAACUCUGUUUAGGUUUAGUGUUAUUGCUUGAUUUAUAUUUUUACGGCUUUAUAUGGAAUAUCUAUGAGAAUAAUUGAACAUAAUAAAUUCACUAUGAAUAAAUUUAUGGGACUUUUUCGUAUGAAAAGCUUACUGGAGUUCCGGACAGUAAGUACACGAAUAACAGCAGAUGGUAAAGAAGUACCCAAAACCAAAAAUUUAGAAAAUAGAAUUACUCUGAUUGGUGCUGAUAAUAGCGUUAGUAUAACAGAUCUCAAAAGUGCUCAAAAUUUGUCUUUAAAACGUGAGUUAAAAUUAGUAAAAAUUCAAGAUGUUGAUUCCAAAACUAGACGGCCUGUCUAUAAGCUUAUGAACAAUGCAGAAUAUCAUGCAGAAGAAUUAGCAAGAAGAAAGGAAAAACAAGCUGUUCGGCAAAACAGUUUUAUAAAACGAGAAAAGUUUCUAACAUUUUCAUCACGAAUUGGUGAACAUGACUUAAUGACUGGUGUGAAAAAAAUGAUUAAAUUAUUGGAAAAGCAAUAUGAAAUAAAAGUUGUUGUGGCUGGUGAAGGGGAAGGGACAGCAAAAAUAGAACAGAUUUCUGAUGUUGUGGAAAAGAAUAUUAAAGCAAUUGGUAAAAUGGUGCAAAAACGAAACAAAGGAAAUAACUUAAAAUUUCAAUUAGUACCUAUAAAACAGAACUUGUCUCAAGACUCCAAUGAAAAGAGCUCAAGUGGAAAUGAGAGUGACCAUGGGCCCCUAUGACUAGCAGCGUGUUUACUGGUAAUUUUAGUUACAAAGUAUAUCAUUUGGAAAAAAUACUUUAUUUCCAAUAGUAAAAUGUCAUUAAGAAAUUCAGAGCACUUGCCUAAAGAUGUAGAAGCUGCAGUAGACGAUGAUGCUACAUACAGUCAUUGAGAGGAGUUUAAACUAUUUGUACAUAAAACAAAAUGAGAAUUUUAUAAAACAAUCAAUUUAGUUAACAUACUUAGAAUUUAUGUUUGUGUAAUAAAAUAUGUAAAUAUA
Manduca sexta (tobacco hornworm) is the source of this 1069-nucleotide messenger RNA. RefSeq names its product translation initiation factor IF-3, mitochondrial (gene mIF3). Bases 128 to 808 code for a protein of 226 amino acids. Lineage: Eukaryota; Metazoa; Arthropoda; Insecta; Lepidoptera; Sphingidae. The transcript has 3 exons. Gene Ontology annotation, cellular component: mitochondrion. Gene Ontology annotation, molecular function: ribosome binding; translation initiation factor activity. The record is from RefSeq and is a predicted model, not a curated record. Gene Ontology annotation, biological process: ribosome disassembly; mitochondrial translational initiation.